Molecule: messenger RNA, 1208 nt
Organism: Oryza brachyantha (malo sina)
Lineage: Eukaryota; Viridiplantae; Streptophyta; Magnoliopsida; Poales; Poaceae
Product: small nuclear ribonucleoprotein-associated protein B-like
Exons: 2
Coding region: 129-914 (261 amino acids)
Biological process (GO): mRNA splicing, via spliceosome
Cellular component (GO): catalytic step 2 spliceosome; cytoplasm; U4/U6 x U5 tri-snRNP complex
Molecular function (GO): RNA binding
Source: RefSeq, a predicted model, not a curated record
GACGCCAACUCAAACCCCCUCGAAAACCUCCUCCUCCCCUCCCACCCCUCUUCCCCGCUCGCCGCCGAAACCCUAACCCUAGCCGCCGCCGCGCCACCCGGCUGCGCCGCCCGUCGCUGCCGGCAGCCAUGUCGAAUCCGAAGGGAUCGAAGAUGCUCCAGUUCGUCAACUACCGGAUGCGCGUGACGAUCCAGGAUGGGCGCCAGCUGGUGGGCAAGUUCAUGGCGUUCGACCGGCACAUGAACCUCGUCCUCGGGGACUGCGAGGAGUUCCGCAAGCUGCCGCCGUCAAAGUCCUCCAAGACCACCGGCGAGCGCGAGGAGCGGAGGACGCUCGGCCUGCUGCUGCUCCGCGGCGAGGAGGUCGUCUCCAUGACCGUCGAGGGCCCGCCCCCGCCCGACGAGUCCCGCGCCAAGGCCGCCGGCGCCGGCGCCGCGCUCGCGGGGCCCGGGGUGGGGCGCGCCGCCGGCCGCGGUGUCCCCGCGGGGCAGAUGCUCCAGGCCCAGCCCGGGCUCGCUGGCCCUGUGCGGGGCGUUGGCGGCCCGGCCCCUGGCAUGAUGCAGCCGCAGAUCUCGCGGCCGCCGGUGCCGAACCUCUCGGCGCCGCCGGUUGCGUACCCGCAGGUGGUGCGCCCGCCGCCGGGGCAGAUGCCGCCGCCCAUGCGGCCGCCACAGAUGCCGAUACCGUUCCAGCGCCCACCGGGGGCUCCGCCUGCGUUCCCCGGCGGCCCUCCGCCGCCACCUGGCCCGUUCAUGAGGGGACCACCGCCGAUGGGCCCUCCGCAGGUAAGGCCUGGGAUGCCUGGGGGACCACCGCCAGGAAUGAGGCCAGGGAUGCCGCCACCGCCCUUCAGGCCUGGGAUGCCACCACCGCCCCCUGGUCCGCAGCAGCCUGGACAGAAUCCUCCACAAUAGCUUUGCUGGUUAGGGUUAUUGCUAUACCACCUAUCGAAGAUUCGCCGGUGCCACCUUUGCUUCACUAUUCUGUCUCAUAUUGGGGUUACGAGUAGUUUCCUUGUGGUAUCAUCUUGGAGAAGAGAGAGAAAUCCUUAUCAGUGGAGCACUCUUGUUUCUGUGUGAGGGGACUGUACCUAGUUGUUAAGUUAGGGACUUGGAUAGCCUGUUUCAUCGUGUGUCCUGAUAGCUGUUGUACUCGACUACUCGUCUUGUGUUUUUUGAUAUCCAGCAUAAUUAACUUGAGCUCGUCAA